Molecule: messenger RNA, 5200 nt
Organism: Rhinolophus ferrumequinum (greater horseshoe bat)
Lineage: Eukaryota; Metazoa; Chordata; Mammalia; Chiroptera; Rhinolophidae
Gene: LRATD2
Product: LRAT domain containing 2
Exons: 2
Coding region: 568-1500 (310 amino acids)
Source: RefSeq, a predicted model, not a curated record
GGGGAUCCCGGAGGCUCUGCGCCGUGUGGGAAAGACCGAGGCUUCGGGAGCGGGCGCCUGUCUCUUUAAAUGCCAGGGGCUGCACUCCCGCCCGGGAAGCCCGGAGCCGGAUCUACAAUCCCGUCCCUCCCGCUCCGGCGCUUGUUGCUCGUCCAGCCUGAGCGGGAGCUGCGACCGCCCGGCAGCUAGUCUGCUUCCUUCUCCUUCUUUUCGCUUCCUACCUUCCCCGAGAGCCGGUAGAGGGGGAGCAGUAGACUCAGCGGGAGGGAAGAGGUGCCUCCCACCUUCAAGUCUGAAGGCUCUACGUAGCCAAGGGGGCAAGACAUGCGUCGCUCCCCCCUAUCCAGCCUCGCUGCCGCCCACGUCUGGAGAGGAGGAACUGAAAAGCCCACACCUGCAAAGUCACCCUAGAAGUCUCAGGGUGCGGCCUGGGGCCCCUCCCCGUUCCCCAGGGCCUCCACCUCUUGGCGGGUGGUCUCAUCCCCUGUCCGGGAACUUGUGCCAAUGACCCUAGUGGUGCUUUCUGUUUCUCCCCGUUCGGCGUUGUGAACGUGUGUCCGCAGCGUGAUGGGCAACCAGGUGGAGAAACUGACCCACCUAAGUUAUAAGGAAGUUCCCACCGCCGACCCAACGGGCGUGGACCGGGAUGACGGGCCACGCAUUGGGGUCUCCUACAUUUUCUCCAAUGACGACGAGGACGUAGAGCAGCAACCGCCGCCCCAUGGGUCGGAUGGCAGUGGCUUGCCUGACCGUGGGGACGGGCUGCCAUUGCCCCCACCCCAGCCCUACGAUCCGCGGCUGCACGAGGUGGAGUGUUCUGUGUUCUACCGCGACGAGUGCAUCUACCAGAAAAGCUUCGCGCCGGGCUCCGCGGCUCUGAGCACCUACACACCAGAGAACCUGCUCAACAAGUGCAAGCCUGGCGACCUGGUGGAGUUCGUGUCGCAGGCGCAGUACCCGCACUGGGCUGUAUACGUGGGCAACUUCCAGGUGGUGCACUUGCACCGGCUUGAGGUGAGCAACAGCUUCCUGACGGACGCCAGCCAGGGCCGGCGCGGCCGCGUGGUGAACGAUCUGUACCGCUACAAGCCACUGAGCCCCAGCGCGGUGGUGCGCAACGCGCUAGCGCACGUGGGCGCCAAGGAGCGCGAGCUGAGCUGGCGUAACUCCGAGAGCUUCGCCGCCUGGUGCCGCUAUGGCAAGCGCGAGUUCAAGAUCGGCGGCGAGCUGCGCAUCGGCAAGCAGCCCUAUCGGCUGCAGAUCCAGCUCUCUGCACAGCGCAGCCACACGCUCGAGUUCCAGAGCCUGGAGGACCUGAUCAUGGAGAAACGGCGCAACGACCAGAUAGGGCGCGCAGCGGUGCUGCAGGAGCUUGCCAUGCAUCUGCAUCCGGCCGAACCCGAAGAGGGCGACAGCGACGCUGCGCGGACUACGCCGCCUCUGGAGCGCCCUCCUGCGCGGGGCCAGGAUGGAGAGGACCGAGAGGCGGUCGUGCAUUGACCCGCGAGCUGAGUGCAGAGCUGUCAGAGGUAGCUGUUUGCAGCAGCCGCUGCCCUCUCCCUCUGACUCCCUCUUCCACCAUCUUCUGGGCCCCAUUUGGGCUCCUGGGCCAUUUGGAAAACCUAGAGUGGGCGAAAUGCGCAGCCAUCUGUGGCUUGAGCAUGUUAUCUUGGACAGGAGGAAGAGGGAACAGGUAGGAGCUCUUUGGUUGGGGGCACUUCCUGCCUGCCCCCUCAGUCAGUCUUCCUUUCUGAGAUGGGACAAACUGUGGACACGCCUGACACUAAUCCCUGCUGGACCUGGGUCCAAAGUUGACUCUUCAUAUGCACACAGGGGUGGAAAAAAGUUCCAAGUACCAACGCCUGCCAUUAUUGCCCCUUCCUGCUUCCCUCCUACCUUCGGUUUGGAGGAUGCCCUGUACUUAGGCCAGGGUGGGUUUAUUGAGGCUCCUGGCCAGCACAGAGAGCUGCUUAUCUGCUUCCCCUGUGGAGCUGUGUGUGGGAUCCUGGAGGCUGGGGUGAUUUAUUUUAUGGGAUUCCUGGGUGCAAGACUGGAGAAACCAGGACCAGGUCUGGGAGCACCAGACCAAAAGCAAACAGCCGCCUGUGAAGUGUAACAAAUAGUUGAGUAAAUUUGGGCUACAAAACAAAGACUUUGCUACCUCCCUCCCCCCUGGCCCCAAGUAAUUCAUCUUCUGGAGCUGGCUUCUACCUGAGUCUCCUGCUUCCUCCUCCAUCCGCCACUUUCCAGGUUGCAAGUAAAUCAUUGUCAUGGACCAGCUAGGGGAAGGGUUCAGUGAUGGUUCUGUUUGGCCGCCUGUGUUUUUUGCCUGUUGCUGUAGGCACUUACAGCUGUGUUGUUUGUUAUCUAAGGAGGGACCAGCCCUUUGUGUCUCUGAUCUAAUUAAACCCGAUCGGUUGUGUUCAUCUGCAGUCCUGCAUGGGGUUGGCAGGUGCCACUCCUAAAGUAUCCACUACAGAAGCAGCCAAACAGGGUUGCCCUGGUGGGAAUUAAUUAGUCAAUUACUCCCACUCCCCAGUGAACUCCAUUCCUGAACCUUUUUCAAAUGGAAGACUUUGGUGGUGGGCCUGUGAAUUUUCAUUUUUCCUCACCGCCCCUUCCCUCUCACUUUUCUGCUGCUGGUAAAAUCUUAGGCUUGAGGCAUAUUUCAGUAAGUAUUUUGGUAGCCACACCUGAGGCACACUUCCAGCUGCAAAGUCCUGUUACAUGGCAGCAGUCUCCUUGUUGCUCGGAGAACACCCGUUCGGAAUGCUUUCUCAAUUACGAGAGGUGACAGCAAUCUCAAGUGCCACCUGGUGUAGUCAGUGCUGAGUCUGGUGACGGUCCUGAGGCACAGUUUAGUGACGGUGGGGAUCUGUUGGCAGCAGGCUUGCUGAUACUAUUUGGUUGUGCUGCUGAGCUUCUAUUUGCUUUCCUAGGAGACUUUAAAAAAAAAAAAAAGUACAACUUGUCUCUUGUAUUCACGUGAGCUCUUUAAUUCUGUGGGGCCUCGAUCUCAGAAGGCACCUCAGCUGCUCAUCGGCGUGGCUCAUGCUGUCUCAGAAGUUGCGUGAAGUUGUUCUUUCUCCCGAGAGUCAUUAGUGAUAACACUGAACCCGCCAUUUUGUGACCUAAAUCUUAAGAGUUGGAGUAGAAUCACACUGGAAUGUUCUACAGCCAUGGUCAUCCUUGGGCCUCCUGCCUAAACAAAUGUCUAAACAAAGGCAAGAAGACUUGAAGAAUUUUCUCGUACACUUUUUUCAAACUUGGGAGGCAAGGCCAUCCUUUUUGAAAAGCCUCCCUAGCACCUCAACAUGACAUUAUUUCAUUACAAGGGCAUUAGCUAUGUUUCCUGUUUGUGUCGGGAUCACCAAAGAGGUCCUAUUGUUGUGUUUGUUAAAGAUGAACCAUCCUCAGCCCUAGUCUGCGACUUUCGAGAAACAUCAGUGUCCUGCUGGACACGUAGCUCUAGUUUAUAUAGAUCUCACCGCCUUGUGUUUAUUUUCUUUUGCUCAUAGAAACGUGGAAUGAGAUACACAUGGGUAAAGACAUUAAGGAGAGCCUACUCUACCUACAGAUUUGGAUCUUCUCUUAUGCUUAACACAGUAAUGAAAAUUGAAAGUAAUGACCAAUGUGCAGACAGCAGGAAGGAAAAAGAGCAAAACAGCGCUGCCCAGCAGCUCUGGGCUAGCUAGCCAACUCUUUUCCGCUUUCCCAUCUCUCACCCUUCUUUGCCCUCAAAUGGAAAGUGAACGUCAAUGGUCACAGAGGCAUAGCAGUGCCACCUGUUGUUGCAAAUGAACUGCUUUUUGUAAGAAAUCUCAAUGUGAAGGAAGAACUCCGGUAAGAUUUAUACCGACAAUAGCAUUCUGUCUCUAGAGAAGUGGUUUUUGAUAACUGGGCUUGAGAAUGACCUAGAAGAGGAAAUAGGUCUACUGCAAACACUGCUUUCCCAUGUAGAGCCAGUGUUUUUACAGGUUACCAGAGAGGUGAAAUGUGUAAUACUUAGGAAAUUCCACUGGAAGAUUUCUUAGGGUUAUAAAGCUUCAAGUGAAGCAAAAACCAACCAGUGAAGGUGCCAAGAAAAGAGAAUCAAAAUCAACUCUUGGCUCUUUCCUCAAGAUGGCAGUGUUGUGGAUAAGUGACUUUUUAAUGCCAGGCAAUGGCGACAUCUGGCACUUUAAAAAAUAUAUUUGUAUUUAAUGAUUUUUAUUUCUCUUUAGGAUUAAGACUUCAGAAUUAUUUUUUACUGUGAAUUACGGAUGUUCUUUGAAGGAAAGAAAUAACAAUUCUAAAGUUCUUCAGAAGCUCUGGCAGGGCUAGGCAGGACGCCUGACCGGAACGUAUGCUAAAUGUAGUCAGACAAAUUCUAUUUUCUUACUUGAGCAACUAUUUUAUUGAGACUGCUUAUGUAUGUCAAAGGAGCCCUCAACUUCAGCUACACAACUUUUUGUAUUGAAAGAACACAGCUUUUUGUAGUUCUUAUUCCACAUUUAAUUUAAAAUAACUUUAUAACACUAAAAUGCCUAGCAGAAGACUGUACUCCAGACCUUUGAGGAAAUUAUUAGUUUUUAUGAAAAAUGACACGUCAGUGGUUAAACUUCUCAUGUCUUUGGUGCUUCUGACUCUAAUAGCACUACUAGACAACACUACAACCACAUGGAAACAUAUUUUUGGAAGCAAAACUUUAAUUUUAUACUACAUAUGCUAUGGAGAGUGAAGAAAAUUUAAGGACUACUUGUUUUCUAUUUUUUUCUUAACAAAAUGGAAUCCACUGUGUUGAAGACUCUUGAUAUUAUGUGAUUGUCUAACCAUUUUUUAUAAAUUAGCAUCAAAUUUAGUCAUGGUCACUGAAUGGAUUUGUUUGGAAAGUUAUAUUUUAUUUAUGAUUGUUUUUUUUUAAUCAGGGUAACUAUAAACUUGACUGGUUAUUCAAUGUUUCAUUAUGUUGUUUUGUUCUUAGCUAUAAUACUUGUAACCCAUGGAGAAUUACAUUGACUAACAUAAAUUCCACACAUGUAUUUUAUUUCCCAUUGAAUUGUGUAAAUUUUAUUUUUGUUGAAGAUUGUAUGUUAAAUCAAUGUUAUGUUCUUAUACCACUUCUUGAGAAGGAGAUACUGAUUUGAAAUUGUAUAUCAUUUCCUUCAAAAUGAAGGGCAUUGCUUAGUUAAAUAAAAGAUUGAUGACAUCUUUUAAACCA